UCUUUGUGUUAUUAAGCAUUGUUUUCAUGUGCAGGAUAAGGAACAAUUUAACACAGUUGUAUGCUAAAGACAUAACACCAGAUGAUAAGCAAGAGCUUGAUGAGGCUUUACAAAGAGAGAUUCAAGCUGCAUUUCGCACUGAUGAAAUUCGAAGGACUCCUCCUACACCACAAGAUGAAAUGAGAGCAGGAAUGAGCUACUUUCAUGAGACAAUUUGGAAAGGAGUCCCAAAGUUUUUGCGUCGGGUUGACACAACUCUGAAGAACAUUGGAGUAAACGAACGUGUGCCAUAUAACGCUCCUGAUAUCCAAUUCUCUUCUUGGAUCAUACUAGUGUGAUUCAGUAUUCAUCAUGGUUCCUAUCUAACUUUCAGUUUACUUUUAUUAAUGAAAUGUGUUCAAUUUGCAUUCAA
Molecule: messenger RNA, 412 nt
Organism: Trifolium pratense (red clover)
Lineage: Eukaryota; Viridiplantae; Streptophyta; Magnoliopsida; Fabales; Fabaceae
Product: phosphoenolpyruvate carboxylase, housekeeping isozyme-like
Exons: 2
Coding region: 27-338 (103 amino acids)
Biological process (GO): tricarboxylic acid cycle; leaf development; carbon fixation
Cellular component (GO): cytosol; chloroplast; apoplast
Molecular function (GO): phosphoenolpyruvate carboxylase activity
Source: RefSeq, a predicted model, not a curated record